This is a messenger RNA of Paramecium pentaurelia, 529 nucleotides long. The record is from the annotation of a GenBank genome assembly. Lineage: Eukaryota; Ciliophora; Oligohymenophorea; Peniculida; Parameciidae.
AAUGAAUAUUGAUCCAUUUAAUCUAUUUUAUGAGGAAUUCAAAUAUAAAUUAAAAAAACACAAUAUCCAAUGUCAUCAUCUUGAAACACAGUAGCUAGCUAAAAAAGAAUGGGAAUAAAUGAAUGAAUAAGAAAAAUAUCGAUUUGUAUACAUGUCAAAUAGAUAACAAGAGGCAUAUUUAAAUUUCCAAAACAAAAUUGCAAUCAAUUAAGAAAAUCCUAAAUAACCAAACAAAAUGACUAAACAAGAUUAGAAAAAUAUUAAAUAUCAAUUUUAAAUCAAUUAUUGUAAAAAUGAGGAUUGUGAAACUUAAGCAAAUAUUCUUGAAAAAGAACUCUUAAAUAUAAAUAAAAAUAUAACUAUAAAUCGUUAUGCAUUAAUGGGAAAUUUUGGGGCUGUUAGUUUAUUUGGAAUAUAAGAAAAAAGACAGUCUGUAUUAAUUUGGCAUACAUUAAUUAAUGGUCCUAUUUUAAAGAAAUCUUAAUUAAAAAAGUUGAAUAUAAAAGUAUAGAUGUUUCUCACUCCUUGA